Physeter macrocephalus (sperm whale) is the source of this 1761-nucleotide messenger RNA. RefSeq names its product single stranded DNA binding protein 2 (gene SSBP2). The record is from RefSeq and is a predicted model, not a curated record. NCBI's taxonomy places the organism in Eukaryota, Metazoa, Chordata, Mammalia, Artiodactyla, Physeteridae. The coding region runs from base 105 to 1190 and encodes 361 amino acids. Gene Ontology annotation, biological process: positive regulation of transcription by RNA polymerase II. Gene Ontology annotation, cellular component: nucleus. The transcript has 17 exons. Gene Ontology annotation, molecular function: single-stranded DNA binding; protein binding.
UAGUGGGGGUAGCUGCGUGGGUCGCCAUGGGGACGGGGCUGUUCCCGGGGAGGCUGUGAUGGGUUGACAGGUGCGUGACAGUGGGAGCUGCUCUCGGCACAAGCAUGUACGGCAAAGGCAAGAGUAACAGCAGCGCCGUCCCGUCCGACAGCCAGGCCCGGGAGAAGUUAGCACUCUACGUAUAUGAAUAUCUGCUCCAUGUAGGAGCUCAGAAAUCGGCCCAGACAUUUUUAUCAGAGAUAAGAUGGGAAAAAAACAUCACAUUGGGGGAACCACCAGGAUUCUUACAUUCUUGGUGGUGUGUAUUUUGGGAUCUCUACUGUGCAGCUCCAGAAAGACGGGAAACAUGUGAACAUUCAAGUGAAGCAAAAGCCUUCCAUGAUUACAGUGCUGCAGCAGCUCCCAGUCCAGUGCUAGGAAACAUUCCCCCAGGAGAUGGCAUGCCAGUAGGUCCUGUACCACCAGGGUUCUUUCAGCCUUUUAUGUCACCUCGGUACCCUGGAGGUCCAAGGCCCCCACUGAGGAUACCUAACCAGGCUCUUGGAGGUGUCCCAGGAAGUCAGCCAUUACUUCCCAGUGGAAUGGACCCAACUCGACAACAAGGACAUCCAAAUAUGGGUGGGCCAAUGCAGAGAAUGACGCCUCCAAGAGGAAUGGUACCCUUAGGACCACAGAACUAUGGAGGUGCAAUGAGACCCCCACUGAAUGCUUUAGGUGGCCCUGGAAUGCCUGGAAUGAACAUGGGUCCUGGUGGUGGUAGACCUUGGCCAAACCCAACAAAUGCCAACUCAAUACCAUACUCCUCAGCAUCUCCUGGGAAUUAUGUAGGUCCUCCAGGAGGUGGAGGGCCACCAGGAACACCCAUCAUGCCUAGUCCAGCAGACUCAACCAACUCUGGAGACAACAUGUAUACUUUAAUGAAUGCAGUACCUCCUGGACCUAACAGGCCUAAUUUUCCAAUGGGCCCUGGGUCAGAUGGUCCCAUGGGUGGAUUAGGAGGAAUGGAGUCACAUCACAUGAAUGGCUCUUUAGGCUCAGGAGAUAUGGACAGUAUUUCCAAGAAUUCUCCCAAUAAUAUGAGCCUGAGUAAUCAGCCGGGCACUCCUAGGGAUGAUGGCGAAAUGGGGGGAAAUUUCUUAAAUCCUUUUCAGAGUGAGAGUUACUCCCCUAGCAUGACAAUGAGUGUGUGAUCCAUUACCAAGUCUCCUCAUGGAAACCACAGUGAGUCAGCCCUUCACAGAACUACUACGGAAGAAAAUUAUUCAUCACAGUGUACAGUUAAACAAAGGAAUCUCAGUCACACCAAACCAACCUUUUUAUUUCCUGCUCUCUCCCCUAUUUUGUGAAGAAAGCGGGUCCAAACGUGAUUCGAACAACUGUACAGAGCGGCAUAUUAGAAUUGCCCUCAAUGGAACUGCAAAUGAUUAUCUGUGUAUGUAUAUGUGUGGGAAAGAGAAUGUAUUGUAUGUGUGUAUGUUAUACGGACACAUGCACACACAUACAUUGACCCACAGGACAUUGUAAAAUACUAUCACAUGACAUCUUAAGUAGAAAUAAGUAGGGACUUUUAUUCCAUCCUUUUUUUCACGUUUACAUUUUAAUUAUUAAAAGUUGCUCCUGCCCCUCCCUGAUCUAUUUUGUGCUGUGUAUAUCACUGCUUUAUAUAAGUUAUUUUUUAAGGUGAACUCAGAUGUUAUGGUUUUGUAAAUGUCUGCAAUCAUGGAUAGGAAUAAAAUCGCUUAUUUGAGAGCUUUCAUUAAA